Lutra lutra (Eurasian river otter) is the source of this 348-nucleotide messenger RNA. RefSeq names its product 60S ribosomal protein L37a-like. Gene Ontology annotation, molecular function: structural constituent of ribosome. The transcript is spliced from 2 exons. Lineage: Eukaryota; Metazoa; Chordata; Mammalia; Carnivora; Mustelidae. Gene Ontology annotation, biological process: translation. Bases 1 to 348 code for a protein of 115 amino acids. The record is from RefSeq and is a predicted model, not a curated record. Gene Ontology annotation, cellular component: ribosome.
AUGAGGUAUCACUGCACAUCCAUUAGGAUGAUUGUGAUAACAGAAAACGACAAAUGUUGGUUAAGUAUAGUUAAAUGCACCAAGAAGGUCAGAAUCAUAGGUAAAUACGGGACCCAUUAUGGUCCCUCACUCAGGAAAAUGGUGAGGAGUGAAAUAGGUCAGUGUGCCAAAUACAUCUGCUCCCUCUGUGGCAAAACCAAGAGGAAAAGACAAGCUGUCAGGAUCUGGUAUUGUGGUUCCUACAUGAAAAGAGCAGCCAGUGGUACCUGGACCUACCAUUACAACACCACUCCUGCUGUCACAGUGAAGUGCGCCAUCAGAAGACUGAAGGAGUUGAAAGACCAGUAG